AUGUCUGAACAUCAAGCAAAGCCCGCGCCAGCACCAGCGCCCUCCACAGCCAUCCAGCAAAGCGAUAACAUCGCCCACGCCCUAUCCGGCGCCGGAGGUGGAAUUCUCUCAAUGGUCUUGACCUACCCAUUAAUCACCCUCUCAACCCGAGCCCAAGUCGAGUCCAAGCGAGCCCACUCCAGCGCCCUAGACGCCGUCCGCCGCAUCGUGCAGCGCGAAGGCAUCGCCGGCCUCUAUUCCGGCCUCGAGUCCGCGCUCUUCGGCAUAAGCGUCACCAACUUCGUCUACUACUACUGGUACGAAUGGACGCGCUCGACCUUUGAAACCGCAGCCCUAAAAGCCGGGCGCGCGAAGAAGCUCACGACAAUCGAGUCCAUGAUCGCCGGCGCCAUUGCCGGAAGCGCAACCGUCCUAAUCACCAACCCGAUCUGGGUAAUCAAUACGCGCAUGACGGCGCGCCGGUCCGACGAGGAGCAGGCUCUCCCCGGCGCGAAGAAAGUCAAAGCCUCGACGUUUAGCACGUUGAUGCAGCUGCUGAGGGAGGAGGGGCCUAAGGCGCUGUUUGCGGGUGUGCUGCCUGCGCUUGUGCUUGUUAUCAACCCGAUUCUUCAGUAUACGAUUUUCGAGCAGUUGAAGAAUAUGGUUGAGCGGCGCAGACGGAUGACGCCUAAAGAUGCGUUUUAUCUGGGGGCUUUGGGGAAGAUCCUCGCUACUAGUAUUACCUAUCCGUAUAUUACUAUCAAGAGUCGGGCGCAUGUGGCUAGUAAGGAUGGGCCUAAGGAGAGUUUGAAUGGGAGCUUGAAGAGGAUUAUUAAUGAGGAGGGGUGGAAGGGUCUUUAUAAGGGAAUUGGCCCUAAGGUUACGCAGAGUGCUAUUACUGCUGCGUUCCUGUUUGCUUUCAAGGAUGUUCUCUAUGAUACGAUGGUUUCCAUGCGCAAGCGCAAGGCCAUUGGUAAGUAG
Messenger RNA from Penicillium manginii, 960 nucleotides. RefSeq names its product putative peroxisomal membrane protein Pmp47 (gene pmp47). The record is from RefSeq and is a predicted model, not a curated record. Gene Ontology annotation, molecular function: ADP transmembrane transporter activity; ATP transmembrane transporter activity; NAD transmembrane transporter activity. The transcript is spliced from 3 exons. Bases 1 to 960 code for a protein of 319 amino acids. Gene Ontology annotation, cellular component: peroxisomal membrane. Lineage: Eukaryota; Fungi; Ascomycota; Eurotiomycetes; Eurotiales; Aspergillaceae.